CCCUGGCUAACCCCUUGUUUUCCUCACCAAAUCACACUCUAAUUACUCUCUCUGUCCCUGCUAAUCUCACUCUCAUACAAACACUUUCUCGUCCGCCAUUUUUCAACUCCGCUUCUCAUGGCAUCAGACAAGAAGAUUAGGAUCGGAAUCAAUGGAUUUGGAAGGAUUGGCCGUUUGGUAGCCAGGGUUGCCCUUCAAAGAAAUGAUGUUGAACUCGUUGCCAUCAAUGAUCCUUUCAUCACCACUGAUUACAUGACAUACAUGUUCAAGUACGACACUGUUCAUGGCCAGUGGAAGCAUUUUGAUCUCAAGGUGAAGGACUCUAAAACCCUUCUCUUUGGUGAGAAGCCCGUCACCAUUUUUGGAAUCAGGAACCCUGAGGAGAUUCCAUGGGGUGAGGCUGGCGCUGAUUUUGUUGUUGAAUCAACUGGUGUGUUCACUGACAAGGAAAAGGCUGCUGCUCACUUGAAGGGUGGUGCUAAGAAGGUUGUCAUUUCUGCCCCUAGCAAGGAUGCACCAAUGUUUGUUGUUGGUGUUAACGAGAAGGAAUACAAAUCAGACCUUAAAAUUGUUUCCAAUGCUAGCUGCACUACCAAUUGCCUUGCUCCCCUAGCCAAGGUUAUCAAUGACCGAUUUGGAAUUGUGGAGGGUCUUAUGACCACUGUUCACGCCAUCACAGCUACUCAGAAGACUGUUGAUGGUCCAUCAAACAAGGACUGGAGGGGUGGAAGAGCUGCUUCCUUCAACAUAAUUCCCAGCAGCACUGGAGCUGCAAAGGCUGUAGGAAAAGUUCUUCCAUCGCUUAAUGGUAAAUUGACUGGAAUGUCUUUCCGAGUCCCUACUGUGGAUGUUUCAGUUGUUGACCUCACUGUCAGGCUGGAGAAGGCUGCAACCUAUGACCAGAUCAAAGCUGCUAUCAAGGAGGAAUCAGAGGGCAAAUUGAAGGGGAUUUUGGGUUACACUGAAGAUGAUGUGGUGUCUACUGACUUUGUUGGCGAUAGCAGGUCUAGCAUAUUUGAUGCUAAGGCAGGAAUUUCAUUGAACAACAACUUCGUGAAACUUGUUUCGUGGUAUGACAACGAAUGGGGUUACAGCACCCGUGUUGUUGAUUUGAUUGUCCACAUUGCAUCUGUGGCUUGAGGCUGAGCUUGGAUUGUGCAUCAUUACACCAUUCUAAAUUUUCUCAGUCAAGGUUAUUUUGGUGUAAAUUCGGAAGUGUGUUUCGGAAUAAAUACUUGUGUUAUCGUGAGUGAUAUCAGUGACACAAAGUGCCUAGUCUUUUUUGUUUUUCUUGUUCGUGUCAGUACAGGGCCUUAGGUUUUUUCUCCUCUUGUUUAAGAGAUGGAUGGAACAAUUUUAUUUCAUUAUCAUAAUCAUCUCAAUAUAAGCAAUACUUUGU
Messenger RNA from Gastrolobium bilobum, 1399 nucleotides. Its product is annotated as glyceraldehyde-3-phosphate dehydrogenase, cytosolic. The record is from RefSeq and is a predicted model, not a curated record. Lineage: Eukaryota; Viridiplantae; Streptophyta; Magnoliopsida; Fabales; Fabaceae. Bases 118 to 1140 code for a protein of 340 amino acids. The transcript has 12 exons. Gene Ontology annotation, biological process: glucose metabolic process. Gene Ontology annotation, molecular function: oxidoreductase activity, acting on the aldehyde or oxo group of donors, NAD or NADP as acceptor; NADP binding; NAD binding.